GCGGUGUGGGGCUGGGGGCUCCCCCCUGCCCCAUCCCCUCAGCACCCCAGAUUUCCCGACGCCGCAGCCCCCUGUCCACGCAGAGCCGCCCGCUGCCAUGCCGGUGACCGUGACCUUGGCCGGCCCGGCCCCGUGGGGCUUCCGCAUCACGGGGGGAAGAGAUUUCGGGAAGCCCAUCACCGUCUCCAAGGUGAUGGAGCAGGGGAAGGCAGCCGCGGGCGACCUCCGCCCCGGGGACGUCAUCGUCUCCAUCAACGGGGAGAGCGCGGCCGAGAUGCUCAACGUGGAGGCGCAGAACAAGAUCAAGCAGAGCCCCGGGCAGCUCCGGCUGCAGGUGGAGAGGCUCCUGCUGCCCUCUCCCAGCCACACCAACGGGGACAGCUCUCCGGACAGGCUGGCCGCACGCUUCCAGGACACCGUGAGGAUGCGGGAGGAAGGCUCCUGGAGACCCCCGCCCUUCGCCCCCCGGCCCGUCAGCCCCCUCUCCCCCAGCCCGAGGCUCGCCGAUGGCCGGGGCGAGCUGGGGCUCGGUGGCCACGGCUCCCAGCCCCUGCCCAGCGCGCCCGAGGAGCUGCCACGUCCCGGCCUGCCCCAGGAGCCAGGAAGCCUGAGCCACCGCAACAGCUCCCCGGGGCCUCUCCUGCCUCCUUCCCCCCAGCCACCAUCGCCACCAAACCUCUGGGAGACGGGCAGGGAGCAGCGCCCGUCUUCGCCCUCCCCCGGCCCCCGCAACAGGUACGGAGCAGGUUUUUUUUGGCCAGGAUGGAGGCAGGAAAGCCCCCAGCCCACCCGGCGUGGGUUCAACCUCCCCAGGGGAGCCCUGCAAAGAGUUAACGCACCUGCGAGGCAGGUCGGGGUGUGGGAGGUUUUUCGGGCAGGCUGGGGCAGGUGCGGGCAGCGGGUGCAGCGCGGCCGAUUCGGGUGCCCGGAGCCCCCCCGUCCCUUCCCCGCGGUGCCGUUCCCCCAGCCCGGGCCCCGAGCCGGCCAUGCGGCGCUUGGAGGAGGACUCGGAGGUGUACAAGAUGCUGCAGGAGAACCGGGAGCUGCGGGCGGCCCCGCGGCAAUCCAGCACCUUCCGCCUGCUGCAGGAGGCUCUGGAGGACGAGGGCGGAGCCGGCCCCGCAGCCCCCUUCCCCAGCCGGCUCUCGCCCAGCGCCCGCAAGCCGGUGGCCGGCGUCCAGAAGCUGCACACGUGCGAGAAGUGCGGCAGCAGCAUCGCGACGCAAGCGGUGAGGAUCCAGGAGGGUCGCUACCGGCACCCGGCCUGCUACGCCUGCUCCGACUGCGGCCUCAACCUGAAGAUGCGGGGACACUUCUGGGUGGGCGACGAGAUGUACUGCGAGAAGCACGCCCGCCUGCGCUACCAGGGCACCCUGGGGGGGCCCAGCGCCCCCCCUGCACCCACCCCAUCCUGAGCCCCCGCUGCCACCCGCGUCCCCUGCCGCCGCGGGGAGCAGAGGGCACCCGCGGCACCCCGGUGGCCCCGCUGCUUUGGUGGGGUGGGGGCACCUGGGGGGCCAUGGCCAGGUUGGGUGUGCGAUGAGCGGGGUCGGGUCUCGGCCUGGCCGUGCCGUGGGGUCCCUCGCUGUCACCGCCGGCACCCACGGGGACGCGGGGGACACAGGGGACGUGGGGGACACGGGGCACGUGGGGACGCUUGAGCACAUAGGCACCGGAGAGGGGGCUGGCACCGCUUCGCACCCUGCCUUCGAAGGGCUGCUCCGAGGUAUUAAAGCAGAUCUCUAUAUAAAUAUAAUAUAUACCUGC
Molecule: messenger RNA, 1767 nt
Organism: Cygnus atratus (black swan)
Lineage: Eukaryota; Metazoa; Chordata; Aves; Anseriformes; Anatidae
Gene: PDLIM2
Product: PDZ and LIM domain 2
Exons: 8
Coding region: 98-1543 (481 amino acids)
Biological process (GO): actin cytoskeleton organization; heart development; muscle structure development
Cellular component (GO): stress fiber; Z disc; filamentous actin
Molecular function (GO): actin binding; muscle alpha-actinin binding
Source: RefSeq, a predicted model, not a curated record